Messenger RNA from Miscanthus lutarioriparius, 1734 nucleotides. Lineage: Eukaryota; Viridiplantae; Streptophyta; Magnoliopsida; Poales; Poaceae. The record is from the annotation of a GenBank genome assembly.
AUGGUCCGAUUUGCACCGGCCACGCGGACGCGGGCGGCGGGGAGCAGCAAGGCGACGCGAGCGGAGGCCGGCGCGGGGAGCGUUGGAGGCCACGCGAUGCGGCAAGCAGAAGCUGGCGUGGGGAGCGUAGCAGAGAGAUGCAAAAUUGGUGCAACUAACAAGGCCUGGGGAUACUCUAGUGAUGACACUGUCGUCCGUAGUGAGCUCCAGCAACACCCUAGUAGUACUAGUAGCAGUAGCAGCAAGGCCAAGGCGACGCUUCCAACAGCCAGGCCGGGAGGCACGCUUGAGAGCCACACACGGAGACGUCACGCGCGGAUGGCCGCCGCCUCGGGCGAGACCCGCGGCUGCGGCUGCCACAUUGUGGCGGUGCCGUUCCCGGGCCGCGGCCACGUCAACGCCAUGAUGAACCUGAGCCGCCGCCUCGCCGCCCUUGGCGCGGCGGUCACCUUCGUCGUCACCGAGGAGUGGCUCGGCCUCAUCCGCUCCUCCUCCGCCGCCGCCGCCGAGCCGGCGGGCAUCCGCAUCCGCACCAUCCCCAACGUCAUACCUUCCGAGCACGGCCGCGCCGCCAACCACUCGGGCUUCCUCGACGCCGUCGCCACAGAGAUGGAGGCGCCCUUCGAGCGCCUUCUCGACGGGCUCGAGGGCCCGCCGCCCGCGGCGCUCGUGGCGGACGCCUACGUUCCCUGGGUCGUCGGCGUCGGCAACCGGAGGGGCGUCCCCGUCUGGUCGCUCUUCCCCAUGUCCGCCGCCUUUUUCUAUGCCUACUACCACUUCGACCGCCUCCCGGCCUGGCUUACCGACUAUGAGCACGCGCCGGACUCCGGUAACUCUGAUCAGAGACUUGGGCACUAUAUCGAGGGACACGCUUCAAGCUCAAUAAGGUUGUCAGAUCUCGAGCCCUUAAUUCACGACAAGAGAAAAGUGAAGCAUAUCCUAGCAACCAUCUCUAGCGUUAGAAAUGCUCAGUGUCUCCUUUUCACCACCAUGUAUGAGUUUGAGGCCAGUGUCAUCAACUCGCUAAGGUCAGCACUCUCUUGUUCGGUGUACCCAAUUGGACCCUGCAUUCCCUACGUGGCGCUUGAAGACCAGCAUACCAUGUCCAACGGCGAAGUUGCCAGCCAAGGAGACUAUUUCACCUGGUUGGAUUCUCAACCUGUGAACUCAGUUUUAUACGUCUCCCUUGGCAGCUUUGUCUCAGUCUCAGCAUCUCAGCUUGAAGAGAUCGCAUUGGGCCUAGUAGCCAGUGAGGUGCAAGAACUCUUCGCUGGCAUCAAUAAUGGGAUGAUACUGCCAUGGGAUUGGGCUAGCAAGGAUGGUCUGAUCGGGAGAGUGGAUAUUGCACGGGCUGUGAAGAAGCUGAUGUCUUCUGAUGAAACUGAGACAAAGGCGCUGAGGAAACGUGCUCUCGAGUUGAAGGAGGCUUCUCGCAGAGCAGUCCACAAGGGUGGAUCUUCAUACUGCAUUCUGAGUUCAUUGAUGGAGACGCUUAAGAUUUUGAUUCUGGAGACUUGCCUGGGUAGUCUGCACUCGCCAUUAACCGGCGGCCGUGCCCAUGGCCACAUCAACCACAUGCUCAACCUGUGCCGUGAACACCAGGAUAGUGGCUCCUUGUGGAGAUGGUGCUGCUGUCGCAGGGUGUGGAAGGCCGCGGCACCGCCGAUGGCGUUGAGAAUCAGAUACAAGUUUCCCCUGCAAUUCAGAUCAUUCACCAAAAUUCCAAAACUGUAG